GUUCCUUAUUCUGCAGCAAUAUGAAGAUCUCCUGCCUUUCCCUCUGCCUCCUUUCUACAAUGUGCUGGUUGUAUUCGACACCAACAACUGGGAACAAAAUCUUCCAAUUUGGACCUUGCAUGAUUUCAAUGAACGUUAAUGAAAUUAGAGCCAGCUUCACAGUGAUCAAAGCAACCAUUCAAUCUAAAGAUGAACGUUCUGACAUCAGAAUCUUACACAAAUCAUAUUCUUUGCAAGACACUGCGCCUAUGAACGGGUGUUGUUUCCUUCGUCACUUGUUAAGAUUUUAUCUGGCUACCGUUUUCAGCCACUGCAAGGCAUCCAGUCCCCGCGCCAGCAGGAGGGUCAGCAGCAUAGCCAACUCCUUUCUCAGCAUCAAGAAGGACCUGAGGCUCUGUCAUGAAGUCAGCAUGUGCCACUGUGGAGAGGAUGUGAAGCACAAAUGUGGACAAAUCCUGAGCCAGUAUGAAAAGAUGGACGUAGCCUCUGCAGGUCUGAAGGCACUUGGGGAGCUGGAUAUCCUAUUGGACUGGAUGGACUAGGCUGAUU
This is a messenger RNA of Trachemys scripta elegans, 549 nucleotides long. RefSeq names its product interleukin-20-like. The record is from RefSeq and is a predicted model, not a curated record. NCBI's taxonomy places the organism in Eukaryota, Metazoa, Chordata, Testudines, Emydidae. The transcript has 5 exons. Bases 21 to 542 code for a protein of 173 amino acids.